AUGCAGAGGCUUUUGAAUUUCAUUUUUGUUUUUAACUUUUGGAUAUUCAAUUUUAAAGAUAAUAGUACUACCUUCGACAAUACUGUAUUACCUUCGACAAUAGCAAAGAGUAUCAUUGACUUGGUAUUAUGGAGUAAUAGGUUGUAUGAUCGAUCAUUGAUCAUUUUGGCACUACGACUUUGCAGAGUAUCAAAGACAUGGUUAAAAAUUACAAGCAGUGUAUUUGUACAAUACUAUACUGCAAGAUUGCAAUCUACUCGAGGAGUAAACUAUAUCAUUGAAGCAUUGCACAAGAAUAUACAAUCACCAUUUUGUUUGUUACAUCACUGUGCAUUGCACAAGGUUGAAUUGGUAUUUGGGUAUGAUUACCAGCAAGUUUUGCACAACCUUGACAAACAACUUACUAUAUAUGCAGAGUCAUCAUAUGAAUACCGACAAGCACUCGGCCCUCGAAACCAACAACUAUUAACUCAAUACCAACAAUGCACACAACACCCAGAUCACUAUGAUUGGUCAGUCCUAAAAUACCAACUAGAACAUCCAACACCAAUACAAACACCAAUGCAACCCCAAGUUAUACCACGACACGUUUAUGAUAAAGGAACGCCAAAACAAGAUCGAUUUAAACAAUCACACAUAUCUUGGGAAUAUUGUAAAUUGACAUUACCUAAUCUCGAGGUACUAAAGAUGCAAGCAAAAUCUCCAAUCGAAAACCCUUGUCCUGCCCUGACUGAUUAUCUACUAUCAAGAGAUGAAAACAUUCAAUAUGUGGCAUCAAUUAAUUUACGUCUCGAAAUGCUACCACUCAUAGAAAGACUUUUCUAUUAUCUGGAUCUAGUGUUACCCCAGAGUUACAGUAAUAACUCUACGAUAUUUCCAUUAAUUAAAUACCAUCCAUCACUUUUAGUGUUGACCAUACGCAACCAUAACUGCCACAAAACUUCCGAUAAUCUUUAUCAACAUAUUCCAUUUGCAACUUUUCAAAAAUUCGAGCAACUUGAAUCGCUCACUGUCGGUGCAGGCUACAAACAACAGUCAAAAGAUAUCGAAUUACUGUGUCAAGGUAUUUCUCAAAUCAAAUCGCUCACAUCUCUUGACUUGUCCCUCCAAGGAUAUGACCAAAAUUGGAAUCCAUCCUAUACACCAAUGAUCAAACAACUUGUAAAUCUAAAGAGAUUUAAAACUGGAAUUGAUGAUUCAAGAGGUUCUGGUUACGAUCAAUGGAUAACAACUCAUUUUAAUAUUCAAACUAUAGAAUAUAAAUUAAUUUUAACAAAAAAAUAA
Molecule: messenger RNA, 1284 nt
Organism: Cavenderia fasciculata
Lineage: Eukaryota; Evosea; Eumycetozoa; Acytosteliales; Cavenderiaceae
Exons: 4
Coding region: 1-1284 (427 amino acids)
Source: RefSeq, a predicted model, not a curated record